This is a messenger RNA of Oryctolagus cuniculus (rabbit), 3034 nucleotides long. It is a transcript of the gene SHLD2, whose product is annotated as shieldin complex subunit 2. NCBI's taxonomy places the organism in Eukaryota, Metazoa, Chordata, Mammalia, Lagomorpha, Leporidae. Gene Ontology annotation, cellular component: site of double-strand break; nucleus. The record is from RefSeq and is a predicted model, not a curated record. Gene Ontology annotation, biological process: regulation of double-strand break repair via homologous recombination.
GCAUCUCCCUGCACCCUCAAAGCAAACGUCUUUCCUUGCUGGGGAACCUUGUACUUUGCCUUAUUGGCUAAAUAAGUCAUAGGCGUUCAUUGUAUUUAUCUGGUAUUUUUCAGCCGAAAAUAUUCUCUGACUUGGAAUCCUGAGUUCGCCUUCAUGAUUCAAGGAAUAAGAAACCAUGAGCAGAGGGUCUCAAGUUCAUGUCUUCUGGGGUGCUCCAGUGGGUCCACUGCAAAUGACGGUAUCGCAGGAAACAGCAUCUCUGACGCCCACUGCUGACCCCUGGAAGGAAAUUCAGCUUCUGUGCGAUGGUCGCGCUUUACGGCUGAGGGAUGAGAGCCUUGAGCGCAGGAGCCUCGGGGACACUCAGGUGCCAGAAGCCACUGCCCCGGCCGAGCUUCCUGGCGGCCCACGGUUAGCAAACCCUGUGGGUAGGUCCGUUCCUGAGAAGGAUGACUUUACACAUUCAGAAACACGGACUGUAAAAUCCGGGCAGAUCCAGCCCUCGGGGCCGAGUGAUGUGAGAAACUCUAAUGUGCAAGCACACGCAUUUCAGGGCGGAGGUCGGCGCUUAACCGAAGAAGGGCAGUGUCCUGAGCCUCAGCAGGAAAACGAGGAAGUUACCAGGGAAGAGCCUAAAACCCAGUCCGGCGGAGGUGGUCCGCACUCUCCUACAGAUUCCUUUCGGUUCAGUCACAAGGGUGCUGCUGUGUUGGGUUUGGUCUGCAGUAGCGGGCAGAUCAGGAUGGGGCCAGGAGCUGUAGGAACACCGUGUGUGCCAGCGGAACAUCGCGAGACACAAGCCCAGCGUCAGGCAUUCUUUUCCACCAACACAGGGGAUAAGGCGAGGUCCGAGGGAGCAGACAGGGAGCUCUCAAACCUCCAGGUGUCUACUGACACUGAGUUCCUCAGCGUACUGACCUGCAGCCAGCUGGCUUUUUUAGCUCAAAGGGAGGAUAACGGGCAGAAAUCUGCAGCCACCGGGACAGCAGACGUGGAGACUGAACCAGAGACCAGUGGUGGGGAACUAACACUGACUGCAGAUGAUGCCAGUCGGCCUCGCGCUGAUUCUGUGGAAGGAAGUGAUGAUGGACAAAGCCAGGCACAUUCCCUGGAACUUUUUAGUCCUGUUUGUCCUGACGCCAAGACCAGCCCCAUCCCCAUCGACUCCGACGAAGCUCUUGAGGAAGGCACAGGAUCUGAAGAACUUUUCAGUUCCGAAGGUAAACCGCCGCCGGACGAGGUCACCAUCCAGCUGUGCAGCUCAGGAGUGCUGUGCUCCCAGCGAAGCACCUCCCACAAGAGGGCUGCCAAAAGAACCCGGGCUUCCGAGGACCGGCCAGCCGCUCCUGAUGUCCCCCGCGUGCCCAGGAAAAUGAAGCGGGCUUCCCACGCAGCGGUGGUGCAGCGGCGCGGGUCUGCGUUUAAGGGUGUGAGAAACACAUCCUUGAUAAAACACUGUCAUUCUAAAAGUCAGAAGUAUAACUGUUUAGUCGUGGUGCUGUCUCCGUGCCACGUGAAAGAGGUACACGUGAAAUCGGGACCCAGCGCUGGCUCUAAAGUGCCCUUGGCAACGAUUACAGUAACGGACCAGUCCGAGAUGACCAAGAAGGUGUCCCUGUGGAGGACUGCCGCAUUCUGGGCGCUGACGGUGUUCCUGGGAGACGUGAUUUUACUCACAGAUGUCACCGUUCACGAGGACCAGUGGGCUGGUGAGACGGUGCUGCAGUCAACAUUCACCAGUCAGUUACUGAAUCUCGGGAGUCACUCAUCGGUCCAGCCCGAGGAACAUUCCAGUAUUGUUAGUGGUGAUGUACUUCGGGACUUGCUGGCGUAUGUGUCUUCCAAACACCCCUACCUCAGAGAUCUACCUCACAGGCAGCCUCAGAAGGGGAGCAGUGUGGAGUUUGUAGACUUGGAGCAGCUCCAGUGUGAAACCUUAGUCCAUGCAGUGCUCCGAGUUGUGGAUAUCACAGUAUUAACAGAGGCUUCGUACAAUUACAGAGGGCAGAGGCAAAGGAAAGUCAUAGUAACAGUGGAGCAGACCCAAGGUCAACAUUAUGUGCUUGUGUUAUGGGGUCCUGGAGCAUCAUGGUACUCACAACUUCAAAGGAAAAAAGAUUGUAUUUGGGAAUUUAAAUAUCUUUUUGUUCAGCCUAAUGGUGUACUAGAAAACCUAGAAUUACAUACAACACCUUGGUCAUCCUGCGAGUGUCUAUUUGAUGAUGAUAUAAGGGCAAUUACAUUUAAAGCAAAAUUUCAAACAAAUCCACCGUCCUCACUGAAGGUGUCAGACUUAGCAACUCACCUGCAAGAUAAGUGUUCAGGAGUGACUCUAAUUAAAGCCCGGAUUCUGGAGCUGGCAUUUCCCACUGCAGCAGCUCAGGAGAUCGCACUAAAUGCUCACACUUCUCUGGGGAGGGUCUUCGCUUCUCUUCCCCAAAUCAUAUACACUGGCUGUGCAAAGUGUGGACUGGAACUAGAGACGGAUGAAAAUAAGAUCUACAAACAGUGUUUUAACUGCUUGCCAUGUAUGAGGAAGAAAAUCUACUACAGGCCAGCUUUAAUGACCGUAGCUGAUGGAAGCCAUAAGGUUUGCAUCCACGUAGGAUCCAAGCUGAUAGAGAAGAUGCUUCUCAACAUUGCACCAGACUGCCUGGACAGACUGAUAGUGCCCUCCUCCAAGGUCACCUACGGGAUGGUCGCCGCGGAUCUGCUGCACUCCUUGUUGGCAGGCGGUGGGGAGCCCCGUGUGCUGAAGCUUCGGAGCCUGUUUGUGUUAGACGAAAACAGCUACCCACUGCAACAGGACUUCUCCCUGCUGGAUUUUCAUCCCGACAGUGUGUAGCACGGAGCCUCUGCCUUUCCCUGAGGCCCCGGGCAGAGACUGCAGGCAUUUCAAGGAAGAUGCACUGAACAAUUAUUUGUCUUCUGAAGUAAAUGAAUGACAGGGUUUUGCUUUGGACUUUUUAGCAAAUGUAUUUUACAAAGAGAAUUGUGUUAAAUAUAUAAAUUAAAGCUAUUUUUUCUAAGAAAA